UUGACAGCUGCGCAGAGUCCUGUAAGUCAACCAUAGCCGAUUACCUUCACAAGGCCGUGCAGCGUGUUCCUCGCUGGGUGUGGCCAUCUUGGAGAAUGGCAGUGGCCAUUUUGAAAGGGUGUGCCAUCAAAAGGGGACUCAUGGAGGCAGAGAUUCACCACCUGAUAGAAAUAAGGGCCAUAGAACCAGUUCCCCUGGUUCAGGAGAGAAGGGCUUCUACUCCAUCCUCUUUCUGGUUCCAAAGAGCUCAGGAGGGUAGAGGGCCAUCUUGGACUUGAAGAGGCUCAACUUUCAUCUUACCUACAAAAAGUUCAAGAUGCAGUCCCUCCAGUCAAUCCUGGGCAGCCUGUGUCCAGGGGAUCUGAUGACUUCCAUUGAUUUGAAGGAGGCCUGCCUCCACGUUCCGAUAAGACUGGCCCACAGAAGGUUUCUACGGUUUUAUUAUGCCAGCCAGCAUUAUCAAUAUUGGGCCCUUUCCUUCUGCCUUUAACCGCCGAGGGUCUUCAUAAAGGUCCUGGCAGCGGUGGCAGCGGAGCUCCGAAAGCUCCCCAUUCAUCUACAAUGCUAUCUGGAUGACAUUUUGAUCCAGUCGUCAUCUGAGGUGCAAGCACUGCGGGACCUGCAAAUCACCAUGGACUCCCUGCUGUACCACGGUUUUUCCAUCAACCGUGAAAAAAGUCAUCUGUCACCUUCCACGAGAGAGUUACAUCUGGGGGCGGUGAUCGACACAUCAUCUUGCCUCGUGUCCCUGUCUCCAGAUCGGAUUUGCAGCCUCCAAGAACUGGUACAGCAGGUUCAAUGAUCUCUCACCGUGCCUGUGGUCCUAUUGUCACAAUUGCUGGGCAAAAUGAUGUCAUGUCUAGCAAUCGUUCCCUGGGCGAGGCUGCACACAAGAGAGUUGCAAUGGUUUCUCCUUCCAUCACAGAGGGCCAACGCUAGCAACUCCAGGGCCCAGGUCUGCCCAUCGCCAAAGGUAUUACACUCUCUCAGGUGGUGGUGGACACCGGCGUUGACAAAGGGAUCGUUGUUCCGAGAACCCGAGCACAUGAUCCCCAUGUCAGAUGCCAGCCUCUUCGGGUGGGGAGCUCACCUCUCCAACAAGGUAGUGCAAGGCAGGUGGUCCGCCAAUGAACUGGCCCACAACAUCUACUGGCUGGAGUUGAGACCGGUCUGCCUUGCUCUAUGCAAGUUCCAGUCAGACCUGCAGGGGCACCAUGUGUUUGUCCGGAUGGACAAUGGCGGUGAAAGCGCACAUCAAUCGCCAAGAUGGCACCAGAGCCUGCGCACUGAUGACGGAGGUGGAUGCGCUCGGAUGCUGGACAGAGCGUCAUGUAAGUUCCAUAAGAGCGGAACACAUAUUGGAGUUAAACAACGUUUGGUCGGAUUGGUUAAGCAGAGCCACUCUGGAUCAGUCGGACUGUGGCCUCCACCCAAACCUAUUUCGCCAGCUGUGUCUCAGAUUCGGCACCCCGCUAGUCAACCUAUUCGCCACCCCGGAGACCGCCCAGCUUCCCUGCUUUCUCACCAGGUACAGCUCGCCCCAGGCGGAAGGAGUGGAUGCACUCAGGUAUCAUCUUCCACCAUUGGCCGUUGGCUCAAAACUUGCAUUUCCCUGGUCUACGAGCACCAGGGUAGGUCAGCACGUCCCAGACUGACAGCACACUCAACCCAAAGCACAGCAACUACCGUGGCCUGGGCUACCCAGGCCUCGAUUGAGGAGAUCUGCAAAGCCGUGACCUGGGCGAUGCCAUCCUUAUUUGUCAGGCACUACAAGCUGGACAAAUAAGCCUCUGCAGACUCUGUCUUCGCAUGGCGCGUUUUGCAGAGCGUGGUUUCUGCCGAAUCUUAACGUGGAUUGUGGACCUCAUUGGAGACACCUGCCCUAGUGACAUAUUGUUUGGGCAUGUCCCUUGCUUGGACACUCCUGCAGUGCACCAAGAACGACCCUUCAGGUAAGCCAAUGGUCAUUCUAUUAUUGUUUCUUUUAUUACACUGUUUGUAUAGUCCCAGUCAAACUUUGACACUAAUCUUUGGCUGAGCUUUAUAUUUAAAUCUUCAAACAUUUAGAGGUUUGUGCUGUAAAUGAAAAAGUAAAAUGUUUCAAUUGGUAUAUUGAUUCAUGGAAAUGUGAUGAUAUUCAAAACCAAAGUGAUUAUUCUGAUUUUGGGAGAGUUUAUAUCUUAAAUAAGGUAGUGUAUUAAAAAAAACUAACAGACAAGCUGAAGGGAUCAAUUCUGACAGCAGAACUUAGGAAUGUAUCUGCAGUACAAGGUAAAAUAGAGUCUCUGGUGUUAAAUAAAUCACUAACAUCUUGGUUAUUCAGAACAAAGACAGGAUGUGCAAUAUCUGACUGGUACUAAGAAAGUACAUUUGCUUUUGGAAAAGCAUCUCUGAGACAGUCAUGAUCUGGAUGAUUGAGAAUCUCCAUAGAUAAACUCAGAUUUGAAGUUUUAGGAGUUCCCUCCACCAUGCAGGGAUGUAACUACACUUCAGGCACUCAGUAACUAGGCCACAUUUACUGUUGUCUGCAGUGUCCCAUCGUCAUGUGAAUAGGCUUUACAACAGUUUUGCUGAAAAGCAGCAUUUACUUCUGUAAUAGCAAAUCAUUGGUUUGUUUAACAACAGCACAUUCAUUUCAUAACCACAGUGAUUCACUUUUCAACUGCCGUAAAAAAAAUGAUAAAAUUGAGCUGAUAAUGUAACUGACCAUUUUCUGGCCAUCACAAAUUAUAACUGGGACUACUUGUACUUGUGUCCAUUUCAGCUUACUUUACUACAAAUUGGGAUUCUUUGGAAAAAUGCUAAGAAUCACCAAUAGUUUGGCUGUUUUUCUAUGUCCUUUGAAUUUAACUAUAUUUUAUAAAUGUCUAUCUAGUGUGAUAUACUGUUCAAGUUGGUUCACAAUGGUUCACUAGUUAACUGAUAUUAGUAUUAAAAUUGAUACAAGAUUACAAUUAGUAUCAUUACUAAUUGUUUCAGGGUUUUCCCCCUGUAUUUAAAACGUUGUAUUUGUGCUUUAUUUUUCUGACACCACAAAUAACAUGGAAAAAGAUUUACAAUUAUUUUUGUAUGUAGUGUUGCAUAUUUGAAAA
Thamnophis elegans (Western terrestrial garter snake) is the source of this 3092-nucleotide messenger RNA. RefSeq lists its product as uncharacterized. Gene Ontology annotation, biological process: DNA integration; DNA recombination. Gene Ontology annotation, molecular function: DNA binding. NCBI's taxonomy places the organism in Eukaryota, Metazoa, Chordata, Lepidosauria, Squamata, Natricidae. The coding region runs from base 848 to 1786 and encodes 312 amino acids. The record is from RefSeq and is a predicted model, not a curated record. The transcript has 2 exons.